CGAAGUAACAGCAACAGAGGACGCGUUAUUCGUAGGAGUGACAAGAACACCUCCUGAGCGCCUCGCUAUGACGAGUUCCUUGAUAGACCUAGGCAUCGUCGGAGUCAAUUGGAUCAGCCACCAGAAAAAGUUUUUAUAUAGGACGAUAGGAAAAGGUCUCAAGAAACUUCAAGUCGGGAGUCGAGUCGGGGUCCUGGUGGACUCGUCAAACGACCUUCACCUCUUCGUCGACGGACAGGACCAUGGUGUUGUAGCGGAACAUGUCCCACCGCCCUGCUUUGCUGUAUUUAUUAUGCACGGUGCAAUCACGAAGGUGACAGCCCUUCCUACAUCAAAAAGAUCAUGAAGAAUGUAGGAGAACAAGAAGGUUGAGACAGUAAAGCGUGAAUAUAUUUGCCGCCAUGACAUGGCCAUUGAUACUACCAUUGACUGCUCAAAUGUAUUUGCUUCGUAAACCUGUUUUCUCUUCAAAACAUUAAGAUGACAAG
This is a messenger RNA of Pomacea canaliculata, 488 nucleotides long. Its product is annotated as neuralized-like protein 4. The transcript is spliced from 3 exons. Bases 68 to 346 code for a protein of 92 amino acids. Lineage: Eukaryota; Metazoa; Mollusca; Gastropoda; Architaenioglossa; Ampullariidae. The record is from RefSeq and is a predicted model, not a curated record.